AUGCUCCCCAUCGUUUUGCUGUCCGUCCUUUCGGCCGUUUACGCCGCCGUUGUUCCCCAACUUGGAUUCGAGAGCCAUCUUCCAUCCCAAGUUGCUGCUGGUGUCCAACCGCUUGGCAAGAAUGUCACUAUUAACGGUGUCUUGACCUACGUCACGCUGCCCAAAAAGAAAUUCGACCCCAAGAUCGCUGUACUUUUGUUGACGGAUGUCUUUGGUCUUCCCUCUCCGGACAAUCUGGUCUUGGCAGAUCAGUGGGCCGCAGCCGGGUUCGCAACAUUUGCUCCAGAUUAUCUAAAUGGAGACGCAUUGCCUCCGGAUGGGCUUGGGAAUAUUACUGCAUGGGCCGUUAACCAUGGGGAAGCACAAACUACCCCACCGCUACUCGCCGUUGUCAAUGCUUUGAAAUCACGUGGCGUCAAACAAAUCGCUGUAACGGGCUACUGCUUUGGGGGCUUAUACACUGUUCGACUGGUGCAGAACAACACAGUGACUGUAGGAACCACGGCGCACCCUUCCUCUCUGGAUGUACCCAUCGACUUCGAGGUCGUCAAGGCGCAAUCGCAUGUUCCUAUCGAGAUUAACAACGCAGAGCUUGACACCGGUUUUACGCCUGCACUUGCUGUUGAGACAGAUUCGGUUCUUGACGAUGGCCAGUAUCCACCGGGGUAUUUGAGACGUCAAUUCAACGGCGUUGGUCACGGCUUUGCGGUUCGCGCCAAUGCGUCCGAUCCUGUACAGGUGGCCGCCAAAAACGGUGCUUUCGAUACGUCUUUAGCGUUCAUUAAGAAGCACCUGAAGUAG
This is a messenger RNA of Mycena indigotica, 801 nucleotides long. RefSeq names its product Protein AIM2. NCBI's taxonomy places the organism in Eukaryota, Fungi, Basidiomycota, Agaricomycetes, Agaricales, Mycenaceae. Gene Ontology annotation, molecular function: hydrolase activity. The record is from RefSeq and is a predicted model, not a curated record. The transcript has 8 exons. The coding region runs from base 1 to 801 and encodes 266 amino acids.